AUUCAUUCUCUAUUUCUCAUUGUAACAAGGUUUAUUCGCAACCUUUCAUACAAAUCGUCUAUCACAAGCUGGAAUGUUAGUUGUGCAAUUGUGUCAGAAAGUUUUCUGAAUAGUGUCUCAUGUUCCGAUAGUUCCGUGUCAUGCGAGCGAUUUAUCUCUGAAUUUAUUGAAUUUCAAUUCUAACUUUCAAUACCCCGAUCCAAGUGGUUCUUCAACAAAAGUGUGAAGACUGAUCAGUCAACUUUACUUGAUUCAAAUAUUUUGUUGAAAAAUGGCUUUAAAAAAUGUUGAUUUCAAAAAACGUUUUCAUUGUCUGGCUGAGAAUGACUUGAACAGCGACUGUGACUUUAUUGUUGGUCCACAGGAAACAAUCAUCAGAGGACAUAAAUUGAUUUUUUCCACAGCAAGUGAGGUGUUUCAAUCUAUGUUCUUCGGUGAUCUAAGAGAAGAAAAGCAAGUUCGGAUUGAAGAUUUGGAUGAAGACGGAUUCAGAGUUCAACCUCUUGCUGCAGUAAGGGUUUGACCUUUGAGCUCGGUGGCUCUUCAAAGAACUUUCCUUAUUCCAAGACACAGAUCAAACACAGUUAUUAUAGAAGAUGUUCAAAGAUCACGAAUCAGUACUUGCAAUCACACGAAGUAUCUCUUCAAGUUUCUUCGAUCUGCUAUAGAAAUUAAUUGGCAAUAGAUCACUAGCAACAAUAAUGCAGAAAAUAGAAGUUUUCCUACUCUUCCUGAAACUAUUAACAGCAGCUAUCCUGAUACCACAGGGGUGCCUGUGCCUGAAGCUGUUGCGGGUGGGAGUGCCCCAGUACAAGUUGAGGGGAGAGCUGGCAGUGUUGGAGUGCCAUUACGAGCUGGAAGGUGACUCUCUGUACGCAGUCAAAUGGUACAAGGAGAACGAGGAGUUCUAUCGCUAUGUACCCAAGUCAAAUCCGCCUCAGAGCUCCUACCGGGUUGAUGGCAUCAAAGUUGAUCAUCAACUGUCGGACUACAAGCAGGUGGCCCUGAGGAGCGUGAACCUCAAGUCAAGCGGAGUGUACCGGUGUGAGGUCUCCGCUGAGGCGCCAUCUUUCGCUAGUGCCCAGAGUGAGGGACGCAUGGAGGUUCUAUUUCUCCCAACAAGUGGACCCCUGAUAACCGGGGAAGAAAAGCAGUACCAGAUAGGCGAUGAGAUCAACUUAAACUGCACGUCUGGGAAGUCUUUCCCAGCCUCCGUACUGCACUGGUUCAUCAAUGAUCAGAAGGUGAGCAACUCUCGCAACCUGAUCCACCACAAGGAGCUGGUGCAUCAGCACGGCCUGGUGACGUCAUCGCUGGGCCUGCGACUUCCGGUCACCACCGACCACUUCCGGAAUGGCUCAAUGCGCGUGCGCUGUGUAGCGAGUCUGUCGCCGGUGCUCUGGCAGGGCGACAAGGAGAGUGUCGUCCAGCGAUCGCCGCUGCCUGUCUACGAGAAUCGCGAAGCGUUGCUGCUUGUUCGAGCCUCAGGGAGCUCCUUCGUGCCAUCAGCAAACUUCAUAUGGCCACUGAUGACAUCUUUGCUUCUACUAAGAACAUGACUGUUAUCACUUUUUUAAGGUGGUGUGAGUGUGAAAAGAGUGUUGCUGAGAGUGAAAAUAUAGUGAAACUCAAAGACAAAGAAGCUAUUUUCCCAGAAGUAGUGUUUCCCAGGAAAAAACAUUUGAACGUGCAGGUAAAAGGCUGAUUACUCUUUUUUUAAUGCUUCUACCAUUAAAAACGUUACAAUCUCCAAGAUUCCAAAGUGAUCUAUUUUAAAGUGAAUAUCCCUUGUCCCUAUUAAAUGUGGCUUUUAAUUUCAAUAUUGUCGUAUUCAGUGUUUUUCUUAUCAUAAUGCUCAGAUUCUGAGGACUUUGAAUGAAAGACAUUAUGCUGUGGAUAGUAUGUUUAUCAUAAAACAGUGCAUUUCAAUAGGCAGUUUGUAACUUAAUAUUGUUGAGUAAUUUUUGGAAAGAAUUAUUGUGAAAAAUUCAGCAUAAUUUGAAUCUUAUCGGUAUAAUACUAAGCUGUAUUUGGUUUCCGCUUUGUAUAUAACAUUGAUGUUCAAUUUAUCGUUGUAUAAACAGUAUCGCUUUAUGUUUGUUGAUGAUAUUCAUAUUUUAAAGCAGAUUAAAUUGUUAUUUUUAUCGAGAA
Messenger RNA from Nilaparvata lugens (brown planthopper), 2151 nucleotides. Its product is annotated as cell adhesion molecule 1. NCBI's taxonomy places the organism in Eukaryota, Metazoa, Arthropoda, Insecta, Hemiptera, Delphacidae. The record is from RefSeq and is a predicted model, not a curated record. Bases 702 to 1559 code for a protein of 285 amino acids. The transcript is spliced from 8 exons.